Messenger RNA from Dentiscutata erythropus, 761 nucleotides. NCBI's taxonomy places the organism in Eukaryota, Fungi, Glomeromycota, Glomeromycetes, Diversisporales, Gigasporaceae. The record is from the annotation of a GenBank genome assembly.
AAUGUUAUGAGGCAAAUGGUGGUCAUCUACAUAGAAGGUAUGGUAAAGGAACUAGAGAAACAGACUGUAAUGAGAAACAUGAUGACUUAACUAGAGUUUUAGAAACAUUUGGAAAUUGGAUUCAGUUAUCUUAUUUGCCACGAGAAUUGCUUUAUAAACCAAUAAAUCCAGAUCCUUCUGAACGAUUUGUUAUGCCAACUCUACUAAUUACUCGAAUAGCAUUUAGAUUAGCAAAAAUAGAUUUAAGCAUUAAAGCAAAAGCAGCAUCUUUAAAAGAAAAUGAGUAUAUAUACUUCAGAAAUCUUCUUGGAGAAUCUUUAUGGCAAUCACGCAUCUUGCUUAAAGAUAAUUUGCCAAUAUUAGAAAAUCCUCAAUCGCUUAUACAAUAUGCUUCGGUAUUGCCUCAAACUCUGUGGUCUUUUUUUAAUAGUCUUAUUAUGGUUCUUUUUGUAAAAAAACAUGAAAUUGCUGAAAGAAAAAGAAAAUCACUAAUAGAUAUUGAUGAUCGUGUUGUACCAAAUCGACUUGAACAAACAUGGGCUUUAAGUGAACAGAUAUAUAAUGCAUUUCAAAAUCCAGAUCCCAACAGUCAUUCUCUUUUUGAUUACACAACCCAAAAUACUACGAAAGGAUUCUUCAAUAUGGAAACUUGUUAUCAACAUGGAAUAGAACGUAUGCAAAACCUUCUUGCGGAAGAAGUUUACUUGACUAAAAAAAAAAAAUCAAAGGGAAGAGGAAUUAAAAACUUGGUUAAGGAUUCC